Aspergillus fijiensis CBS 313.89 is the source of this 1233-nucleotide messenger RNA. Its product is annotated as kinase-like protein. Gene Ontology annotation, biological process: protein phosphorylation; spliceosomal complex assembly; regulation of mRNA processing. Gene Ontology annotation, molecular function: ATP binding; protein kinase activity. The transcript has a single exon. Lineage: Eukaryota; Fungi; Ascomycota; Eurotiomycetes; Eurotiales; Aspergillaceae. The record is from RefSeq and is a predicted model, not a curated record. The coding region runs from base 1 to 1233 and encodes 410 amino acids.
AUGCCACCUCAAAUUCCAAUCUCAGUUUCUCGGAUCCAAUGGCAUCGAAUCCUCCAACCGGGGUUUUUCUCACGCGCAGGCUCCACAGUGGCCGGGAUCCAUCGCAUCGAGUACAAGUGGAUCAAAGGUGUGGAGAAACUCGAAAACUACCAGCCUGGGGGAUAUCAUCCCAUCAUGGUUGGCGACCUCUUACAUGACCGAUAUCACAUUGCCGACAAACUUGGAUAUGGGGGCUAUUCGACUGUUUGGCUUGCUCUAGACACCCAUCUGAAGCGAUAUGUUGCCCUCAAGGUCAACGCCACAGACUCGCUUUCGAGUGAGACUGCUGUCCUCAAGGCUUUAUCCGCUUCCCUCCCACCAUCAGCAGCUGUGCAUCCCGGACGUGGCUUAGUGCCUGUGCUUCUAGAUGAGUUCGAAGUGCAAGGCCCCAAUGGAAACCACACGUGCUACACGGUAACCCCUGCUCGAUGCAAUCUGCGCGAGAUCUCCUUCAGCCGUCUUUUCCCCCUCGAUGUUGCGCGAGCUUUGGCGUAUGGGCUUACGCUGGCUGUUGCAUAUACACACUCACAAGGCUAUGUUCAUGGAGGUUCGUCCACCCCAGCCAAAGCAUUCAUUCCGCUGUUCCUAGGCAAAUACGCAGAGCACUUCUCUAUAUCCGAUGCCCAGCCCCUCCUCACUGACCUUGGCGAAGCAUUCGCCCCGGCUUCAGAAGUACGUCUUGGGCAAGACUGCCAUACGCCACCCGCGUUCCGGGCGCCAGAAGCCAAGUUCGAACCACAGAGUCCACUUGGCUACCCUUCGGACAUUUGGAGUCUGUCUACCGCAAUCUGGGAGAUCGUCGGUAUGAAGGCCAUUUUCAGCACUGAUAUCGUACCUGAGGAUGAGAUUACGGCCCAGCAAAUUGAUGUGCUGGAGCCUAUGCCUGCAGAUUGGUGGCGGCGUUGGAAGGGACGGUCGAGUUUCUUCGAGGCGGAUGGUUGUCCUACGGAAUCCUACAAGGGAAAUCGAUGGCCUGCGCUCCAGGAGUCAUUUGAGGUGGGUGUUCAGAAAUGGAGACGAAAGGUGGGAGACGAGAUCGGCGAGGAUGAGAAGACUGCGCUUCUGGAUUUAAUGCGGCGGAUGCUGGCUUUUCGGCCGGAGGAGCGGUUGACCGUCGACGAGGUGCUGGAGUCAGAGUGGAUGGUGAGAUGGGCUUUGCCUGAGUAUAAGCGGAAUCAACAGUGUGCGACCUGA